GAUUCUGUGUUGAGCCCGCGAUUCGAACAGCCAAACAAAAGGCACGACAAACGGCCGAACGCGUACGGAACGAACGGACACAGUGCGACCCAGCAGCAGCAGUAGCAACACAGCAGUCUUGUGCGAAAAGUGACAACCUGCCCAAAACGGAAGAAGAUGGUCCCGUCGCUAAGGUGAAAGCUGCCUACUCGGACCAACAACAAACAUCAUCUGUGAUAUAUGUGCGCGCGCCCAUCGUCCGCCCGUGCAGUGUGCAUUCCUGCAGCGCCUCCAAAACGAGGAAAGCAAUAGAAGCGCCUAGCUGAAGCAACCACAACAAAUCUCACCGUUGUGAAGAGCGAUGCUUCGAUAGAAAGAAGGAUACUAGUGUGUAACUUAUUUGCCAGUUUAGUGUUUAGUACGAGCUUAGCAUAAGUGAUUUUAAAUUAUUUUAACAUUUACGCGUGUAAAUGGUGCUGUAAACAAGGAAGUUGUACGAUUUUAAGAAAAAAACCCAUCAACAAGACCAACCCCAAAGAUAAUUAAAAGACUAGUUAGUGAAAAGCAUCAUCAUCAACAUCAUCAUCGCAACUUGAUCAAGCAUAUUGGGAACGAGCGCGCGCCAGAACCGUACUCUGUGGCAAGAAGAAAAGUUUCAACCCCCCCAACUGACGCAACAUUUUCAACGACAAUUUCUAAAUACGAAAAUUGAAAAUCAUUAGCGGACGGGAAAAAAACACACUCGUACGCACACACACACACAUACACACAUGCGUGGAGACUCGUUGAGGUUCAGCGAGUUGCUGUGGUGUGCGUGAACGUCAAACCCGUUGGAGACCCUCGUCACUGUGGAGAGCAGUCGCGCUCGCUCACCAACACAUCGAACUAAGUCUACACAACCGCAGCACGUAGCGGACCUGAUGUGCUAGUUUCGGCAGCAGCAGCAGCAGCAGCUCGCACCCGACCAACUCUCCACACUGGUCGUCAUUGUAGAAUCUAACACCGAGUUGAAUAGUUCUUUAUUGCUGGACACUGGGGUGACGCAAAAGUGAGAGCCACAAUCACGGAAGCAUCCGGGUACUAGGCCAGCCCUCAGUAUGUCUGUCCCUGUGAGCUGCUACUCUGUCGAUAGCAUGAGCAACAUCGAUCAGCAGCCCAUCGGAAUCAGCGGCCAUGGUCUACACCCGUCCAACUCCCCGUCACGCAUGAUGGCGAUGAUGAUGGAGGAAGACGAUGACCACCACCGGCCAAUGAUGAGGAUGAGCGAAGCGAACGUUCAUGCGCACGACCAGACGAUGCAUCACGAUCAGCGGAUGUUGUCAGAGGAGGGCCGGCUUGGGACACCGGAUGCUGCUGAUGGAGUUCUGUUGGCGUCGCACGACUGUCGCCGCGGUGGUCCCAAUGCCGCGGGCCCGGGCAGCGACAGCACCAGCUAUCACUACCCGCCGCAUCACCAGCAUCACCACCACCACCACCAUCACCAUCGGCACCAGUCGAUGAUGAUGGAUACCGCCGCGGACGGCACGGGAUGCGCCAAUCAUGACGAUGGCCAGGACUUAGCCGGAGCUGCCGGGGCAGCGGCAGCGGCUAAGUGCACCUCACCGUAUAAGCACACCACCAACACUGCAUCAUCAUCAUCAUCAUCACCACCAUCAUCAUCACCGGCUUCAGCAACCGCCGGAGCAGCAGCAGCACCAGCAACGCCACCAGCACCGCAAACCUUCGAGGAGAUGAUGGCCAAGCUGAGUGAGCUGCUUGCCCUGGAACCGAAGUACCAACCGAACCUUUACCUGCCGCAACAAUCAGUCAAUGGCGAAAUCACGAUCGGCACCCGCGAUGGAGCUGCCCAUGUGCUGCGCUGCCUGAAGGUUUGGUACGAGCUGCCGAACGAUGUCCUGUUCGCUGCCAUUAACUUGGUUGAUCGCUUCCUGACCAAGAUGAAGGUCCGGCCGAAGCACAUGGCGUGCAUCUCGGUCAGCUCCUUCCAUCUGGCGGUGCAGCAGCUUAGCAUGCCGAUCAUCGACACCGAGGAUCUGAUUGCUAUAUCGCAGUGCCGCUGUACGUCACGCGAUCUGGUGCGAAUGGCGGACAUUGUUGCUAACAAGCUGGGCGUCCAGAUGAGUCUGGCCCCGGUAACGGCGCUCUCGUUCAUUCGGCUGUUUUACUACAUCUUCGAGAAGGCGGCGGAUGCGCUCGGCCUGUCGGAAAUUUUCAAAUCGGCCAUCUCGCUGGCCGAUCUGGAGAUGCGCCUGGAAAUUCUGGCGUGCGACGCUAGCUGCGCCAGCAUCCGCCCGUCCGAGCUGGCGCUCGUGAUGAUCUUCACCCAGAUGGAUGUGUACGUUAGCGCGAACAAGGACAACGGUCUGGUACACCAGCAGAUUCACGAUCUCGUUGACUACGCCAUCCAGCUGCAGAAAUUCUGUCGAAUCCCGGACAGCAGCUUCCUUUACAGUCACAGCAUUGUGACGAAGAUUCUAUCGCUGUACAACGGUCAGCAUAAGAUCCCGUACAAGCAGCGCCUAGUAUGGAAGCUUUCCUCCCGUACUAUGCGUGUGCUGCGCCCCACUGACAAGUUGACCUCCUAUUUGCCAACGAUUGCCGAACACCACCACACCCACGGUCACAUGAGCAGCAACAAUCUUAGAUUCAGAACUGGCAGCGUAAGCUCCGAGGACGAUGGGGAAGAUUGGCCAACGUCGCCGAUCGUCGCCGUUUGUGAACAGUUCGUGGACGAGUAAAACGAUCUUAUCGAUCGGUUCGAUCGAUUGCGUCAUCAAAAUUACGCGCACACAACUCUCCUUUCUCCUACGUUUAGUGGUUUACUCCUCGUACGCGUGUCGUGUGUCUGUGUGUGGAUGGAAGAGUUGGUGUUUUGUUAGAACCCAAACUCCUCCCAUCCAUGCUGUGUCCGUAAGCAAGAAGCGUACGACGAAACAAACGAAUACGAGCAGAUGAAAUGACGGAGAAGCAGCAAAAAGAAAAGGAAUCAUUUUCGAGACAGAACCCCCCCAUUUUCGCGCCGAUGUGCUUUGCGCGUUGUGAAGAAAUUCGAAACGAGAACAACCCUUGACAAUCCUGACCAACGGCCCUCCCCCAUAUGAAACACACCUCCUGACCUACCAUCGAACAAGGUGGACUUUAUUGUUGCGUUAUGAGGAGACCAGUUGGGUUUGUUGGGGGGUAAAAGGGGAGCAACAAACAAGGGAUGCUGCUGCGCCGCGCUGCGUACCAGUUUAGCGUAGCAGCAUCCGUAUGUGAUAACAACACACCAUCAGCAGCUGCAACAAGAGAAGAAAACGAAACAAGUGAUAAAAAUUGCUUUACACAAAAUGUUGACCAAGGCAAUGUGGCAAUACACACAACCAAAGGAACGAUUCCCCCCCCUGUACCACACCGUCGGUGCUUCGUCCUGGGGGAGAUUCGUUGCACCUUUUCGGUUUGCUGUAAGAACAACUUAUGUGACGCGGUUCGGCAAAGAAUCAACAGUAAUGGCGGCGGAAAGGAAUCAGCGACAGAGGAAAAAGCUCAUCGAGCUGCGCUGCAACACACGACGACGACGGAACACACGGAAACACACGGACACUACUUCGGUUGGUAAAUGUUAAUUUUAUUUUGUUUUCCUCCCUUUUUUUUUGGUGUAAGAGAAAAUGCAUAUUUCUAUAACACACACACACACACACUUCUUAUUUCAACAUAAAUAGUGUAGGACCAACACAAAAAAAGAGCAGUCAGAAAACAAAAGAAAAAGCAACAAAAUCAAUUUAAUUCGUUCGAGAUAAGCUUUAUCAAUUGGGGGGAAGGUAAGAAAAGAGAAUAGUGUUUAUGAGAUCGGAAAGGAAUUUUGUCCUCGUUCGCGGGCUUAAAAUUGACACCACGCCAGUUUUAUUACAACAGGCGGUUAGAGAGAGAGUAACAUCUUUUGGAUUGUGGAACAUUGGUGUGUGAGCAAAUGAAUGAAAUGAACAAACUUUUCAAACACACACAAAGAAGCGAACGAAAAAAAUCAUCAAACAAAACAAAAAACAAAACAACAAAAAAACAAUAAAAUGCUCUGAAAAGUUACGCAAAAGUAUAUGCAAGCAUAAAAACGGAAGAUAAAAGCAAAAUCAAAAAAAGUACAAAAUAUACAAAACGGUUUAAAAAAAUCCUAGCCUGAUAAGUUGUGUUUAGGGUUUAAAUUGAAUGGUCAGUCGCAACUUGAGACAUUUAAAUUACCCCGGAAGCAACUGCUAAGUUUAAGUGUGUGUGUGUGUGCGUGAAAUCUCCCAUCCAAGCAAACCGCUGCCUGUGCUGCUGCUGCUGCUGCUGCAAGCAAAUGGUCCGUUUGGCGGGAGAAUUCGCGCACCUACCCGUAAGGAUUAAGGAAUCAUUAAAUGUUGACACUGAUAUGAACACACGGAACGACGAGAAUUACGCGACGCCGAAAAUAUAAUAAUGAUGAAAGGAAAUGGAAAAAAGGAAGGAAAACGAUACGGACAAACGAUCCUUAAUUGGCCAGAAAACAGAGCGAGAGAGGGAGAGUGGGAGUUAGAGAGACGAAACAAAGAGAGAGAGAGAGAGGGAGAGGAAGAAAGCAUUUUUUUUUGUUUAUGUUUACAAAUGUUAUUUUGUUUUGUACCACCACACAACAAACACAAAAAGAAAAUCUGUCUGGAAUAAUAUUGAUUUUCUGGUUGGUCCUGUUUAUUUUAAGAACAGGAAAUUCAAUACACCACCACCACCACGAUUGCACAUUUUUAUUGGAGCAACCGAAAGAAAACGGCCCAAUAUAGCUGCUGCGCCUAUGGUGAACGACCACUAUCAGAGAGAGAGAGAGGGGGGAGAGAGCCAGAGGAGAUAGUAGACGAGAGAACAAGAGAGAGAGAGAUACCUUUUUUUGAUCGUAAAGCCAGUACUUUGAAUGUGUUAUUAGUGUAUUAGGAAAGGCAAAGUGGUGGAUGGAUACCAGACCGACCAAGACAGAGCUGUGUUGUGGAAUGGAAACCCGUUGCAUGUUCCGGCCAUUUGCUGCUGACACGGAUCAAGAGACAACGGAUGCAAAGUUUUAUUUUUUGGGAGCCUGCAAAAGAACGUCCCUUUGCGCGUAUUAGGAGAAAACGGCAGGCAAGUUCCACAUUAGCAACAGCACACACACACACAAAAACAGUUUUUAAUGCGAGUGAUUGCUAAAUGACCAACUACUACUAGUCUCUCCCACUCUCUGUUAUUCAUUUGCAAUGAACAAGUGACAGGUGGAUAGCGGCAGAUCUGUGUUGGUUUAAUUGGAUAGGGGGAAAAAACAGCAACAACCUUACGACGACAUUCAUAUUGAACUCUCUAGCAAAAUUUUUCACUCAUUAGGGUUUCUCAUUAGGAAGACGAUAGGGUAAUCAAGAAAUUAUCAAAUACUACACCGUCAAACAACACUCUCCCCCGGCAAGUGAAAGUGAGGAAUGAAAAUGCCAAACUAUACGUACACUAAUCAACAAACAAGUGGCAUGAAGAAGAGCAACAGUAGAGUGAGUACGAGCUGCUUAUUCAGACAGGUUUUCCUAAUUUCUUUUUUAAUAAUUUUCGCUUGUCUAAAAUUUUCAAAUCACAAUUUCUCCCUUCGCUUUGGUGUCGUAGAAGAAUGUGUUGUUGUUUGGUAGAACUGUGUGCAUAUGUGUAAGUGUGUGAAUUUGCUAGGGACAAACUCAAAACAAAAAAAAAGCAAGCAGGACGGCAGAACAAGAUUAGACGAUUGUUUCGCGUUGAACAUGAGCAAGUGAACGCGGGGGAAGAUGAAAAUUGGUUUAUUGUGAAAAAUCGUUGCAUUUCUCGUGUGCCCAUUCCUGUGCCCGCCUCUCCAAAGCACGAUUUGUAGGGAAAAAAUGCUCUUGUGCGACGACUGGCUGGCUGGCUGGCUGGCUGGCUGUAGGUCGCACACCCGUCUCCUUUUUGUAUUGUGGCAGAGUACGGCGAAGUGAGCAAACAGCUUUGUUAUAAAAAA
Anopheles stephensi (Asian malaria mosquito) is the source of this 5950-nucleotide messenger RNA. It is a transcript of the gene CycG, whose product is annotated as cyclin G. Gene Ontology annotation, cellular component: nucleus; cyclin-dependent protein kinase holoenzyme complex; cytoplasm. Gene Ontology annotation, biological process: regulation of cyclin-dependent protein serine/threonine kinase activity; mitotic cell cycle phase transition. The transcript has 7 exons. Lineage: Eukaryota; Metazoa; Arthropoda; Insecta; Diptera; Culicidae. The record is from RefSeq and is a predicted model, not a curated record. Gene Ontology annotation, molecular function: cyclin-dependent protein serine/threonine kinase regulator activity. Bases 1077 to 2717 code for a protein of 546 amino acids.